AUGUCAGACCUCAAACACCUGGUAGAAAAUAAAGAAUACCAAAAGAUUUUGGAAUUGGAGGGCGACCAGUACGAUAGAUUCAAAGUUACGUGCCUGAUACACCUUGAAAAGUACCGUGAAGCGCUGAUUUUGAUUAAAAAGAUGGAAAAGCGGCAGGCAACACCGCAAGACGAGAUGGGGGACAGGAUGAGCAAGAUGCAGAUCGGAAUGGGUACAAAUGAGGACACGAGGUACGAAAAGGCGUACGCACUAUACAAGUUAAGGAAGUACAAGAAGAGUCUCUCGGUUCUCAAGCGAAUGGAGAGCUCAGAGCGGGUAAACGUUCUGCUGUCACAGAUUUAUUAUUUCCUUCGCUCGUACAGAAAGGCGUACAAUACGCUCUCGCAGUGUAAAUAUGAGAAAGAGAGGGACGUAAAUUUAUGUGCAAUGGACUCGCUGAGCAGAAUAUCGUUUAGAAGGAAGGAGGAUGAUGCGCAGAUACAUCGUGUAGAGUUACGGCCUGGGCAUUUAGCGGGCCAAAUGGCGUAUAACAGCAGCUUUGAGGACUAUCGCUUUUAUGAUCCAGACAGUUAUGUGCACAAGUACAAAAACAUGUCGAACGGAUACAUUCAGGAACAAAUCGCUAAUCUUAUAGGAUGCGUGGAUGUGGACAAAUUGUCAAAAAGGAAGAGAGAAAUUGCGGAGUAUAACGCAAACAACGAUGCUAAUUUUAAGAAACAUCUGCUGCACAGGAACAGGGAAAUUUUCAGGAAAUUGCUGCUAUGCAGCGAUAGAAAUGUUUUGACCAGCGCUUAUGUUGAGGAUGUGCACUUAAUGAGGUUUCUGAAAUAUGUGCAGAUGGGCAUCAACGAGCGGGUCAGCGAGGAGGAGCUUAAUUCUGUGAAAAAAAUGGCUGGGAUGAGUGCAGAACGCGAUAAUUAAAUUUUGGCUAUGAAUUUUUCAAAGUUGACCGUGUUGCGAGG
Vavraia culicis subsp. floridensis is the source of this 962-nucleotide messenger RNA. RefSeq lists its product as uncharacterized. Gene Ontology annotation, cellular component: signal recognition particle, endoplasmic reticulum targeting. NCBI's taxonomy places the organism in Eukaryota, Fungi, Microsporidia, Pleistophoridae. The transcript has a single exon. Gene Ontology annotation, biological process: SRP-dependent cotranslational protein targeting to membrane. Bases 1 to 921 code for a protein of 306 amino acids. The record is from RefSeq and is a predicted model, not a curated record. Gene Ontology annotation, molecular function: protein binding; 7S RNA binding; ribosome binding.